GCCAUUGGUAAUAUUCAUUUCUUUCUGCUAUUAAUUAGAAAGAUUGUUAUUCAAUUUAACUAAUGGUUCUUAUUUUAAAUUCAUAUAACCUAAUAUCAUAAUUAAAUUUCAGUCUAAGAGCACUGGUAUCACGAAUUAGAUAUACAGUCAACCAGUUACUAUACCAUGGGGUAGAAUAACAUGAGCUUUGGCGUGCAAUAAACAGCUUUUUGCAAAAUGAUAUGCUUGAGGUAGUUGAUACGAGCAAGGUUGAUUUUUUUUUAUGAGUUAUAGAGAAUAAUGAAUUUCAUGGUUGUUGCUCUCCUGGUUCAGGAUGCCAUUGUUGUUUCUAAUUACAAAGUGAGGUGUGCAAUGUCCCGUGUCAUCUAUACAGGGCCAGGGACAUGUUUUUCCUGGACACUAGGCUCAUCAUUUGCUGUUUUUUGCAGCUGAAUUUUUUCAGCAUUCUCUGCUUUUGCUGUUGUUUUUACUAGUACAUAUUGCUGCUGUUUUCUGAUUUUUGGAUUGGCACGUUGCUGUUUUCUGCAUGCAUUUUAAGUUUCAGAUAGUACAGUCUCUUCUGCCUUUCCCCUGUUGCUGUAACAAUGAAGCUUAGUUGGCUGGUUUGGUUGUAAAUGUGUUUGUUCUCUCUAUUCGGUACUGUAUAUUGCUGCUGCUACAUUUAUUCAGGGCUCGUUUGGUUUGAAGGAAAUGGAGGGGAGGGGGAAAAGCUUCCUUUAUUUGGAUAACAAGAAAAUUGGAAGGUGAUGGGAGAAACUUCCUUUAUUUAUUUAUUUAUUUAUUUGCUUUUUUUUUCCUUGUUCAUUUUAACAAUAGUAAUACCAACGACCUGUUGGUCCGAGUGAAAAUCAUCCAUCUCUAUAUUCAAAUUUUUGUACAAUGUAAGAACGAUUUUGUCCCACAUUAUAAAAAAUUCAGGUGCAAUCCACUACCAAUGAAGUUUUGAUUAGUUCUGAAACGUUUACUGUUUCUCAUUAUGCUUUCCCAUCUUAAGUUAUUGUGGAGGCAACUGGUAAUUGCAUCUGGUUUGCAACUAUAGCCCAACUUAGUUGAGAAUACCAGUAAGCGCAGAAUCCACAAAAUCCUUGGCAAGGAGAGCUCUAGGUAAUCCCCUUUCUCCAAGGCUCCAGAACAUCACCGAUCAGCACUCCUCAUCGUGAGGGGAGUGUUGAUCUUACUCAUCCAUUCAAAGGAAGGAUCCAAACUCGCUGAUUGCUGAGAUUAGGAGGAAAAUCAGGAGGAGGAGUCAGUCAAAGUAGUCUUCCAUGGAAAGGAAGGAUCUAAACUUGGUACCAAAACCCACAAAAGAAAAAGAAAAAGGGGCAUAAUGU
Molecule: messenger RNA, 1331 nt
Organism: Rubroshorea leprosula
Lineage: Eukaryota; Viridiplantae; Streptophyta; Magnoliopsida; Malvales; Dipterocarpaceae
Source: the annotation of a GenBank genome assembly